UUUUGUCCAUACAAGAGAAGAAAGCUUGGAACAGCAAGAGAGGUCACCGUGAAAGAAAAACCGGGAGGCGAUCGAACGAGAGUCUGGCGAUGAACGGUAGAUAGGAGAUACAUUCAAAAUUCUCCAUAGCAUCAAGUGUGAGCGAGAGAGAGAGAGAGAGAGUUACGAUGAAUGAGAAUUCCAGCGAGGAAGGGAAGAGAACGAUAAUGGAAGAUAAAUCUGAGCACCAGCAAGCCAGAGGAUCUCCGGAGAAGGGAAGAUCCUGCAAAGGCUAUCUCUAUUACUCCUCCGCUCUCAAAUCCAAGUCUCGCAACCCUCGCUGCGUCGGCGUCCCUCGUACUCUUCGUCGUGUUCCUAACUACGUUGUCGGGCAAUCAGAAGCCGAAGCUUCUAAAGAAGGGCGGACCCUUGCAGACUUCUACUAUGGAUGCCUGGGUUAUUCAGUGUAUGUGACUGAGAAAGACUCAACAGCGAUUAAACAACAUGGGAGGACACAACUUCCUGUCUGCGUUGGUCUUGAGAUACUAGCUGAUAGAAGAGUAACUUCUGGGAAAACUUCAUCAGCUCCUGCUCAUGUUCACAAUAGAGACGAAGCUCGAGAAUUUCCUCCACGACAGACCCAUAGACCAACACCCGCAACUGCCGCAGGGGAUGGCUUCCUAACCAGGUUCACAAGGAACGCAAAUCUGGUCGCAUCAGGGGUGGUGAAGAACAUGAAGAGAGUCGGCAACUACGUAAAAGAGAGUGUGGACGACCUCAUGGCCCCAUACCGAAAGAGACCAAAGUGAUUGAAGAAGAAGGUUUUAGAUCAAACACAAAGGGAGACCGCCCGAGUCUUAUUAGGGAAGGCCCUCCACAGCGUCUUCUCGGCUCUUUCAGAUCCUCUCGCGUUUAUCAAAUAAAUGAAAAACAACAAUGUGGAUGUGUAUAAUAUUACCCUCUACUAUGCUCCACAAAACUGAUUAGGAGACUAUUGUGUUCAUUUAAUGUUCUUGAAGAUGGAGUUCUGAGGGGGUAAUAUCAGGGCGCAUACUCCGGACUUGAUGUUGAGUGCAAUUCAAUUUUCGAAACACGGAUGGGCUACUUGAA
Messenger RNA from Tarenaya hassleriana, 1089 nucleotides. RefSeq lists its product as uncharacterized. The record is from RefSeq and is a predicted model, not a curated record. The coding region runs from base 168 to 788 and encodes 206 amino acids. The transcript is spliced from 5 exons. NCBI's taxonomy places the organism in Eukaryota, Viridiplantae, Streptophyta, Magnoliopsida, Brassicales, Cleomaceae.